AUGGCCCGGUUGUGGACGUUAGCGGCACUAAAUCUCAUAUAUUGUGCAGGUAGGUAUACUGUAGCAUGACUUGUCAUCAAAUUACUGUAAUCGGGUUGGUCGAAAAGUUUAUAGUAUACCUUUUAAGUUAAAUUCCGGUUCUUAAAACUUACUUUUUUAUUUACUUGUAGACCAAAUUGACCUCUCGAUAAAUAACGUAAACCACAGUGUGACAUUUUUUUAGUACUCACACAUUCACAGUCAACGCCGGUGAUUGGCGGAGCGUGUAAGCUGGGCUCAGCAGAUGUUAAUAUUGGAGGAAAACAGACCCAGUUCUACUUGCAUUGUGAAGUAGAAGAGUAAGUCUUGCUUUGCUUACUACUGUAACUCCAUUCUUUAUUGUACAAUUUAUACACGAUCUUGCUAUUUUGCACUCCUGCUAGCUAUUAUUAACAAUAUGUUUCAGUCCGUCCAGAGAUACGGGGAUUUGGGUAGUAAAAACCAAAGGAAAACCCCAAGAGACCAGGACAUUACCGUAUGCCGAGCCAACAGUAAGCCUACCGUAUCAACAGCCUCCGAAAAAACAAGAAAAACUACCAUUAAGCCCCAUUGUUUGUGGUAAGGAGUACCACAAAGCGUAAAUAUAUUGUUUUAGAACAGAUACAAGCCCAAGAGAGUGGAUACUGUAACAUUCCCGAGACCUGUCUCCAGUCCAAUCCAGAAGACCAAAACAGCUACUUACAGUGUAAUCCAGUGUAAGUUCAAGCUUGGCAUACUUACUUUUUAUUACUUUAAACAAAACCGGUCCAAAAGUCUUUGGAAGUUUUUAAAAUUAUUUUCCUAUUUAGUCAGUAAGCUGGUGACUAUUCUGUCUAAACAUCCUAAUCAAGAUUAUUAAUUCUUUAUCUUACAGUACCCGGAAGUGGACCAAGAAGUUUUGUCAGCAAGGUUUCUGGUUCAGCUUCGAGCACCAAUCCUGUGUAGCCCACGCCUUCGGAGGAAACAAAGGUCUACGUCAACAUUCUCGCAAGGCCCCAGCCCCAAUGCACCAGUAUCCCUCCAGUGGAGGCCUCGUCUGUACAUACUCUCAAUGUUCUCCAUCCAACCCUUGUUCUACUGGCAGCUGUAACAACGGUUACUGUUGUUCGGCCGCCGGAAGUGGAGCCUUGAUGGGGGUACCAGUGUCCAGUAAGCCUCACCGUCCUACUAAGAAUGGCAUCCCUGAACAUACUAACCGUUUUUCAAAGCAUACUAACCCCCAUAACCUUAAUAUUAACCAUGAACUCGCUCUCCACAAGCCUAAACCCAUUAACAAAGAGUUUCCGCGGAGUAUCCAGGAGCUCAGUAAACAUGACCUACCCCACAGUAAACAUGAGAUAUCUCACAGUGGUAACACCGUAUACCACUCUCUUCUAACCCAUCCCCAGAACGAUUGGAACGAGAAUACCCUGCCCGCCGAGUUCUCGGCCCUCAACUCGAUGUUGGUCAAGGCGACCGGCGAUGGUGGUAAGCAAAGACAUUAUACUCAGUUUCUGAAGGUUGCAGCUAGUUGCGCGGCUGGAUUCACGAGCACCAUCUCCUGCGCAGGCCGAGCCAAGUGCCCGCCCGGCCUGUUCUGCGACAAUCACAUCCUGAUGUGCUGUCCCAUGUUGUUGCCGCUGAAGGAAGUGAUGCCGACCACCACGUCCAAACCCGUCACCACCACUUCCAAGACCCACAUCGUGCAUCACCACUACCCCCGAAGACUGUUGAGCAGCGACGUGAAACGCCCUCCCCACUCUUACCCUGACCAACAUAACUCUCACAUGUCCAAUUACCACAGUUUCAAACGACCCAGUUAGUGUUUGUUGUGCUUAACUUGUCUUUCAGAGAGGGCGGUAGUAAUAUUACCUUGUUUUAGUGUCAUCAUUCCCUUGUCCAAGGUGUAAUCAGUUCUAUAGUUACGGUAAGUUUGGGAAGGUAGUGUACUAGCACCUGGUUAUGCACUGUGCAAACUUUAGUAUUACGCACAAUAUCAUUGUUUAUAUUGAAGACUUUGCACUUUGUACAUACUCAUUAUGCAAUCGUACUAUCUAUGCACAUAUUUGGUUAAUUUUGCACAUCUUAAUUGCACUAAUAUCACGUUUAGACUGUCCCAAUGGGGCCUCACCCUAUGGCACAUGUAGUCGUGGAACCUGUGCCACCGGCUACCAAUGCAUUCCCAGCACCAACUUGUGUUGUCCCACCGCUGCACCAAUCAGAACUUGUUUGUUUUUCUCUCACCCACUAGUAUAGAUGUUGUUUUAAGUGCUUGAACUUCUGACCUCUAUCUCUCUUCAGAUUCCUCUUGUCCUGCGGGUUCGAGUGGAGCCGGAGCUUGUGUUAGUGGUCAAUGUGGUCCCGGCUACUCCUGUAACUCUAACAACGUGUGCUGUGCUCAAGUAGUACCAGCCACCGUCUGUCCAGAUGGUACGCAAGCAGCUGGAGCUUGUGUCAACAACAUGUGUGGCGUCGGUUUCACGUGUAACCAGGGAUUGUGCUGCACCAACACUUCACAGACACCCAGAUGUCUGGAUGGAAGUCAGGCUAUCGGAGCUUGCAUGCAAGGAAAAUGUGGAAGUGGCUACACUUGCACCACUGGUAACAUCUGUUGUCCAUCUACCUUGAACUGUGAGUUUUUACCUGAUAACUUAAAUAACUUGAGUUAAAACAUACCUGUAAAACCAGAAUAAUUUAAAAAAUAAAAAUGAUAUUGUAAUUCAGCGUGUCCAAACGGCCAACAAUCGAUCGGAACUUGUGUGAACGGAAGAUGUCCGGAUGGCUACGCCUGUAUCAACAACCAAUGCUGUGGACCUCCACCUAACAACGCCAACUCUCAAGCCACCUGUGUCGAAGCAGACUCGAAUGGUCCUUGUGGUGCUGAUGGUAACUGUCCGGAGCCCGGUUAUCUCUGUGACACGGCCAACAACUGGUGCUGUCCCCAAACGAUGGGUAGUGCUGUUGGUCCUUGUAUUGCUGGUGCUGGAGGUACCCGAUUGUGUCCCGAAGGCUACGCCUGUUCUGGUCCUGGAGUUGGCAACUGUUUCCGACUGAACACUGGCACUUGUGCACCAGAAGACCAGUUCGGUCCAUGUGGAGCCAACAACCAAUGUCCUCCCAACUACACCUGCUACGGAGGAUUCUGUUGUCGGAACGGCACAUUCCGACGAAAAAAACGGUCGUCGUUCCUAGUGGACUAUUUUAAUAACUAA
Bursaphelenchus okinawaensis is the source of this 3209-nucleotide messenger RNA. The record is from the annotation of a GenBank genome assembly. NCBI's taxonomy places the organism in Eukaryota, Metazoa, Nematoda, Chromadorea, Rhabditida, Aphelenchoididae.